GAGUAAAAUAGGUCUCAAUAGUCUGACCGGUCUUUUAGUACAACAGCAACUUGAGGUGGCCAUGACAACUCCCUUGUCUGGAGCAAGGUAUCUAGACCCAUCGCAUGGGAGUCAUGGGGACCAUGCAGGGCAAGAUGAGGGGCCUCUUCCCUUGCAACAGGUUGUCUGUACGUACAAGCUGGAUGCCGGAUGAGGAUAAAUCAGAUAGAUAGCUUCUGGUUGGAGAUCAACGCCGUUCAUCCAUAAACAUGAGAUUUGCGUGCCCCGCCAUCUUCAUAUUUGGUUGCUUGAGCCCACUAGGCAAAUCACAUCUUAUAAUCACGGUGGAAACCUUCAGGUCUCAGUAAUUUGGACCUACUUGCUAAGCAAGAUGUUGAAAUUUCUCUUACUUGCAGCACUGCUAUCGUGCAUUGCUAGAGUUCAUUCAAAGGCUGUAUUUGCACAUUUUAGUAAGUAUUUCUCGUUCGAUCAUGCAUACCUCAACCUCAAAUGUCUCCUACACAUUUUAUUCUCAGCUUUUGUCAAUUUUAUACAAAGGAGUGGCAUUUGUCUUCUCCUUUGAAACCAUCCGCCAUGGCCAGGUGCUGACUUUCGCGUGUUCUAGUGGUACGAUUGAACAUCCUUGAUGUUGUUAUGCUUGCUGACCUGACCUCUCUAGGUGGGCAACACCGGUUCAUACAGCACAAGUGACUGGGAAGAUGAUGUUAAUCAAGCUCAAGCGGCGCACAUAGAUGCGUUCGCUUUGAACAUAGCCUAUGGUGAUUCUACGAAUGAUGCAAGUCUUCCUGACAUCUUCUCCAUAGCUGGGAGUAAGGGGUUUAAACUCUUUUUCUCAUUCGACUAUGCUGGUAAUGGGGCAUGGCCACAAGCAGAUGUUAUUGCUUUGAUCAAUCAAUACAAAACAGAAGCUGCAUACUAUUUUUACAACGGACAGGCUUUCGUGUCAACAUUUGAGGGCGUUGGUAAUACAAAAGAUUGGCCAACCAUUAUUAGUGAUACUGGCUGCUUUUUCAUACCCUCCUGGUCAUCACUGGGAGCAAAAGUGGCUAUGGAAACUGGUGUUCCUGAUGGGUUAUUUAGCUGGGGAGCAUGGCCGGAUGGUCCCAAUGACAUGUUCACAACAACAGACUAUUCAUAUGUCGAAUAUCUAGGAGGAAAACCAUACAUGAUGCCAGCUUCUCCUUGGUUUUAUACUAAUCUUCCUGGUUAUCACAAAAACUGGUUGUGGAGGUAUGUUCAUUGUUUCCUGGCUCAGUUUGGUGCUGUAUUCUUAACUCUAAACACAAAGCUGACGUAUCUCAACAGGGGUGAUGAUAUGUGGUUUGACCGCUGGACGCACAUCUGGUACCUGGCGCCAGAAUUCGUAGAGAUAUUGACAUGGAAUGAUUAUGGGGAAAGGUUCGAGGGUUUCAGUGUGUUUGGUUGAUGUUUUGCUAACUAUAUGUUAGUCAUUACAUUGGACCGAGUCGUCCAAAUGCUUGGAACGCUUUAGGACCAAAAUUCGGCAAAGCUUCUUAUAACUAUGUGGACGGCUUUCCGCACGAUGGCUGGCGACAAUUCUUACCGUAUGUUAUUGAUAUUUACAAGAAAGGUGCUGCAACAAUCAGCCAAGAGGGUGUGGUCGUUUGGUUUCGUCCUCAACCCGCAUCAGCUUGUGCCACAGGUGGUACCACCGGCAAUACCGCAAGUCAACUGCAGAUUCAGUACAAUCCAAUAGAGAUUGUACAGGAUAAGAUAUUCUUCACCGCCCUUCUAGCCUCUUCAGCAUCUGUGUCGGUCACUGUGGGUGGUGUCGAUCAAGGUGCAUCCUGGACAUCCAUUCCAGAUGGAAACGUAGGAUUAUACCAUGGCAGUGUUUCAUACAAAGGCACGGGUCCCGUUGUCGUAACCGUCUCAAGAGAUGGUUCUCAGAUUGCACAAGUGUCGGGAGGUACCAUCACGACAGCUUGCACAAACAGUAUUGAGAACUGGAAUCCUUGGGUGGGAUCAGGUUCCGGAGCGUCAGUCUCUGUAGCGGCGCCAAUUUAUCUCUCAGACACUCUACAUUGCGUCAGAGGCACUGGUACUGGAGAUUAUGCUGAGCUUUGUGCUUUGGCAUGCACUUUUGACUAUUGUCCGACUGUUUGUACUUGUACUCAAGUGGGUACUGUCAGGACAAAUACAUUGAAAGCAACUGGUGAUAUUGGAUGCCCAGCUCCGGGAUACGAUGUAACCUAUGAAGGGUUGUGCAGCUUCGGGUGUAAUUAUGGCGUUUGUCCAAAGGCAUGUACCAAGAUUGCAGAUAUUAGCCUUUGCAAUCCACCUCCAGCAUCAGCACCGCCAAUACCCUCUUGUAUAGCUGGUACAGGUAUUGAUACGGAAUGGAAUUCAAUCUGUUCUUUCACCUGCCAAUACAACUUUUGCCCAAACGCAAAAUGUAUUUGUACAUCUACAGGCUAUACUACAAACACCUCUCCAACAUAUUCUACAACAAUUGGGUAUCCGGCUAAUCAAGAUGGGAACGAUGCUGGUCUUUGUGAAUGGGCAUGUAACCGAGGAUUCUGCCCAUUCCCUCCUUGUAGUAGUGCUAGUGCUCUAGCGGCUAUUGGAGAAGACGUAACCACCUAUCCAGAUUACACCAAAUCAAAACUUAUUGCAACCAGUUCACAGAAUAGCGUGGGACUUUUGGCUUAUUGGACAACCUGUCAGGAAUCUCCACAAUGCGCAGCAGGCUUUCAAUUGGUUGAAUAUGGCCAUGGUAAAGUAUGCAACUCAGAAUCUCAAAAGUGUUUACCCUUAUCUAAUGUUUGAAUAGGUCUAUGAUGCCGAUAAGAAUGCUUAUGUUGCGGAUGGUUGCACAGGUGGUUCGAAAGGCUACAAUCGUGCUUUCUGCGUUGAAUCUGAUGUCAAUCUUGGUCAAUGUCGCUGGCGAGGCAAAGCAACAAGCUGUAAACAAACUUGUCUCGCUGGAGAGUACCUGCUCACCCAAAAUACACACAUUGGCGGUGCGAAGGCAGGCUGUAAAAGCGGAUACUUUUCUAGCCUCUGUUGUGAACAGAUCACAGUUCCCACAUCAGAGCUGACAGCUUGCUCUCACACAAAUUUGAAUAACAUCGUCACCGGAGGACACGGACCAGUUGUCAAUGAUUUAUCCAGUUCAUUCAGUAGGCGAGGCUUAGGUGCUCUAGGCUCAUUUGGAAUUACACUUGCCGAAUGCAUUUCGAACCCACAAGGAAAUGCUGCGCAAUACUUACUCAAUCAAGCUGUGACCAACGGAGCAAUUCUCAACAACAUACCAGGUAUAUGGGAGCCACAUGUUGGAGGGCUUUCUGACUUUUCACCUUCUGAGAACAAAGCACCUUCAAGUAGCGCCAAAAAUAUCAAAGACUGUGAAGUAUGGCUUGAACCUAUCCAUGAAAUUACGACGACCGUUACAUCAACAAUAAGAAAGAACUGCGAUGAAGAUGAAUGGCCGCAAGCUUGCGCUCAUUAUUAUUCCGCUGGGAUUCGUUUCACCACCCCAAUUAUUACUUGUCCCUAUGAGACACAUGCAGGGAGUAAAAGGCCUGCUCCCGCUCGUUGGAAUUCACAGCACGAACAGAUCUGGCAGAAACGUUUCAUUGACUUCAAUCGACCUCUUUUUUGCCAGAGGGAUGAGUACCCGCCACGUGCUUUCAUGCCCCAAGGGAGUAUUUCCAAUUAUAGACAGGCAAUUCGAGUAUUGCCCCGAUCCCAAAAUGUGCGUGCUGGUCAAAUGUGGAAUAGACUUUGUGCUACUAAGCGUCAAAACGUGCAUGGUGAAGGGGGAAGUAUUGGCGGCGGGAUAUGUCAGUCAACAUUCACGACUUCUCGAUCAGUAAACGCCAUGAGCAUCGUCUUCGAUGUGCGGUAUCUUAAGCAAUAUGAUACCUGGCUUAAUGUGAAUCCGUGUUCGAUUGAUGCAAGACUUACAAGAGAUCCGGGUUUCGUACUAUUUGCCGAUGAUCCAUGGUACAGUGGUAAAACAUACAGGGCUCGUGAUUAUCACUUUUACAGCAAGCAGUUUCCAUCCUCAUUACUAAGCAACUUGAAUGGGAUAAGCAACAAGAAACGCAGCGAUGAUGGAUUUGGUUCUAAGGAGAUUGACGCUCUCGCCUUACAUGGAUAUCGUUUUGCCUUGGUUCCUUCUUCUGUAUCGGAGCUAAAUGCCGAUUUUAUUACUGGUGAAUCUCUUCUUUUUCCAAUCUAAACCCUACUCUAUACCUGAGGUUGUACUCUAUACGGGAGGUUGCUUCUCGUCAGAAUGCUCCAAACUAGACCAAUGCAAAGAACAUUUGCUUGAAGCUAAACCAUUCAUUUUUAAACUCAUACCAUAGAUGCAGCUGCUAACACUUACCAUCGCAGUGGACAUUGGCAACGCAACACGUCGCGCCACUAAAGAAGAUAUCGUCAUGAUUUUCCAAAUUCUUGGGUGGGACUUUUCUGGUCCUAUCUGCGAGGAAGAGGAAUAUAGUGACUAUUUUUGCGCGGGUGCACCGACAGUACCGGGCCAAUUUCCAACUCCAACAUCAGAGCCACCAGUUACCUCCUUAGCUAUUGUACCCGUACUGUCAUCUUCCGACUACUCUUCAUUUGCGACAAGCCAAGCCGCAACUGCCCUGAGACCAGUCAUAACAGCUGCACCCUCAUCGAAAUCGCCUGCUCAAACGGAAAGCAGCAAAGAAUCUAAGACGAGCCGAGGCGCUGAGCAUAUUGCUGCUCAUAAGCAUGCACACUUUAACCAUCAGCAUUCGCACCGUCAUCACCGCAAAUAAGGUGCAAAUGAUGAGGAUAGUGAUCGGAGGAGGCCAAUAAGCCACGAUUAGCUUCAGUGCUGAAUUCUAGUAUUUUUAUGGAUUAGAUGGAUGUAUUAUUAUAUUAAAGGCGUAAAGCAAGCGGUCGAUUGAAAGAAUAAAAUACUUUUGGAAAGCCAAUUAUCUACAAUAGACCUGUGAGUUAUAUAUAGAUGACGUCUUUUUAAGACAAUUUUCGAUAUAUGUUUCGGGGCAUUGGUCAAUAUCCUAG
Sclerotinia trifoliorum is the source of this 5022-nucleotide messenger RNA. Lineage: Eukaryota; Fungi; Ascomycota; Leotiomycetes; Helotiales; Sclerotiniaceae. The record is from the annotation of a GenBank genome assembly.